This is a messenger RNA of Clupea harengus (Atlantic herring), 4564 nucleotides long. RefSeq names its product chemerin-like receptor 1. Gene Ontology annotation, cellular component: plasma membrane. The record is from RefSeq and is a predicted model, not a curated record. Gene Ontology annotation, biological process: phospholipase C-activating G protein-coupled receptor signaling pathway; positive regulation of cytosolic calcium ion concentration; complement receptor mediated signaling pathway. NCBI's taxonomy places the organism in Eukaryota, Metazoa, Chordata, Actinopteri, Clupeiformes, Clupeidae. Gene Ontology annotation, molecular function: complement receptor activity; G protein-coupled receptor activity.
AAGAGUUACGGGUUUCUUUCAUUUCGGUAUGGAUUUAGGCUAACACUUCAGGAAAUGCUUAUAACUAGGCUAAAUAGAGAACAAAAAAAACAUUUAACAGAACAAUGCAAUUGAAUGGCAAAUGUGAAAUUAUAUGUUGAAGCAUGCUUGCCUGGUUCACAGACCCAAUGGAGACGGAACAAUCUCUAACUACUUUUCAGAUGUUCCAACAUAAUUUUAUUGGAAAUGACUUAAGGCUGCUUAAAACUGGUUGUUUUUUAGAUGCGACAGGGAGAAAUUAGGAAGUUGUAUUUUGUAAUGAUAGACUGUUUUCACUUAUAUUAAAUGCAAUUUAAUAUGACCACGUUACCUUUUUAUAUGACAUUACAUGAGGAAACAUGACAUGUCUUCGGGGAUUUUAGGCUAUAGGUUCCAAUUCGUUUUUUUGCAACAAAGUUAAGUUAGUGUAACGUAUUAACUAUUUGGACGGACGUCACUUAAGUUUAUAAAAUAGAGCGAGGCCCAACUAUACAGACGUGUAAAUGAGAAGUGAAAGAGCACGAGACCAGUCUUUUUCUUAAUUAAUUUCGUGAAAUUAACUUUCAACUGGUUGGAAUGGAAUGAGGAACAUCACAACCAAAGGCGGAGCUUGCCUUCACUGCAGAUGGUUGCGAAGUAUCAGAGUCAGUGAAAUAGUGAUACAGUGGGUGUUCUAUUUACGCACACACCUCCCUGUCCCCGGUAGACUAGGCUAUGUCACUACUCACAAGACGUGUGAGAUAUAUUUUGUAACGGUCAGUUAGAUCUGGGAACGCGCAAUUUAUGUCACUAUGUAACUAUAAGAGAGGCAGGAGACAGGAGAACAUAGCGAAGCUCGAGCGUUCAUUGUUUAUUUACAUGUCGAUGAAUAUAGUGCUGUGUUUUUCUCCCUCUGCAGGCAUAGAUUAUAGUAGAUUAUUGAUUGAUCUUUGAUGUAUUAUAGUAGCUAACACUGCCGACUCAAGAAUGUAUUUUUGCUUCACCCAUUGAAACUCCACUAGUGAUCAGUUUAGUGAUUAUACAUUUCAUUUAUCUUGUUACUCCUGUGACCUCUAGUGGUGGAAAACAGACAUCGUGUUAUUAUUUUACAGAGAUUACCUGGAAGACCCUGCAGACAGUUAUUAGGAGGGCAGAGAUGGCUUUUGUCAUGGCCUCAGUGGACCCAUAUACUGACAACUGGAAUGACGCAACUGGAAUGGACGAAAACUUCUCGUGGCCAAGAAACUGGACUGAGGAGGACGACGAGUAUUACGAUGACUACUACGAAGACCAGCCUGAGCUGAGGAAGUCCCUAAACAUCAUGUCACUUGUCGUCUAUUCCCUGGCGUUUGUCUUGGGUGUGCUGGGGAAUGGUGUGGUGAUCUGGGUGACUGGAUUUAAAAUGAAGAAGACUGUGAAUACCGUGUGGUUCCUGAACCUGGCGGUGGCUGACUUCCUAUUCACAGCAUUUCUGCCUCUAAGCGUGGCCUACACAGCCAUGGAUUUCCACUGGCCCUUUGGCAGGUUCAUGUGCAAAGUCAACAGCACCCUGAGCACGCUGAACAUGUUCUCCAGCGUUUACAUCCUCGUCGUGAUCAGUGUGGACCGCUGCAUUUCUGUGGUGAAGCCGAUCUGGGCACAAAACCACCGAAGCGUGCAAAGAGCGUCAGCAGUGAGCCUUGUCGUCUGGUUCCUGGCCCUGGUGCUCAGUUCGCCCUCCUUUGUGUUCCGGGACAUCGCUCCCGGUGUGAAGAACGGCAAUAUCAUCAACUGUUUCAACAAUUACGCCUCCUCAGACGACCAUUCCCCCGAAGUGGUGGCAUUGAGGUCACUGCGCCACUGUGUCAUGAUCAUAACCCGGGUCAUACUUGGCUUUGUGGUGCCAUUUGCCAUCAUUGUGUCCUGCUAUGCCGUCAUCAUUCAUCGACUCAGGACGAGCCGCUCAAUGUCGGGACGAACUGGCCGACCCUUCAGGAUAAUUGCGGCUGUUAUCACUGCGUUUUUUGUGUGCUGGGCACCAUUUCACAUCAUGGCGAUCAUUGAGAUGAUUAAUCAUAUGAAGCCAGAGUCAGAUUUCAGUCCAACUCUUCAUCAUGUCACAAUGAUUGGGGUUCCGAUUACCAGCAGCCUGGCCUUCCUUAACAGCUGCCUGAACCCCUUGCUGUAUGUCUUCAUGGGUCAGGAUUUCAAGGACAAGGUGCGCAAGUCCAUCCUGAAGGUGCUGGAGACAGCGUUCACAGAGGAAGUGUCUCGCACCAACACGUACACCAACUCAAUGAUCACCAGCCGCAGUAAGGAAAAGUCAUUUUCCGAUGCAGAGGUGUGAGUUAUUGCGUAGGUCCUUAUCAGGGACAUGUGAAGUCUGUGUCACUUCUCAAGAACAACCACUUUGGCCCAACGAAAGCAUCAGACUACAAACACAGUGCUGGGGUGUGAUAUGUGAGCUUGAGCUGUAAAUAACUGUUUAUUUAAUCAGUUCUGUAUCUUCAGGUUGUGAUCCUCCAUGCAGUAGCCUGAUAUGAAAAUGGGGUUUGAAUGAAAUACUACUAUAGACUCGUUGAACUAUCUGUAAAUCAAGACAUUUUAUACAUUGAAGGUGCAUAUAAACUACAUGCACUUGAAUUCAGAACUCCUCUUGAAGGUUCACAGAAGUGUACUGUGGGUGACCCAGUCACGCCCUACAGGAGUUUCAACAGACAGCACCCUGGGUAAUUGCACUGAAUAAAACCUGAGACAUAACAUUCCGCUUUAGAGGUUUGGAGGGCUUCCAAGAUUUACUCCGCACACCUCCUAAUGUGGUUAACUCAUACAUUUUUCUUUUAAAUUAAAACUGUGCUAUCACCACCAAAACAGUAUGUUAGUUAAUGCUGUGGACAGAACAAAAUAAAAGUUCAUCAAAUCAAAGACCCAUUAAGAUUGGAUGUAACCGUGAAUAUGGGAUGUGCGUUAUUAGCCAGCCCCAAAGUUUGACAAGCUGCAGCACAAAAAUGAACCCCUGAGUGAUCUUUCCCUCUUUUUGGUGACAUUGAACAGGUACAGAAUGUCAGUUUGGAAACUAUCAUUUAUAGCCUCGUCUCUGAAUAAAAGGUAGAGUGAGUGCUUUUUAUAAAUACAUAAAAAGGGCUGAAACAGAGAAACAAAGUAAAGUGCACAGUAAUAUUAAUAUGGGGAACACUGUUUAUUUAUCAUACCUUCAGUUACAUCAUCCAGAGGUCCAAACGCUUUUGACAAAAAAAAACUACCCCUGUACCUUUAAGACUAACUUAUUAAGAAAUUAACUAUAACAUAUUUACUAAAUAUAAUGAAAAGCAUGCCAUAAAAUUGUUUUUGUAUUUCUGCAAUUGCGACAAAAACACGUGAACCCCUGGUUAGUAGUCAAUGAUGUCAGAAUAUUAGUCUAUACAGGUUAAUAGAGGUCAACACCUCUAUUGUACAUAGGUGAGUAAAAAAAUAAAUGUGUGUCAAAUGUUUUUAUGUGACCUUUUGUUUUGUUUUGAACAAAGCCAAUUUAUAAGGCUAAAGUGAUUUCCAUGUGUAUAUAAGUAAGAUGGAUAACUUCAUAUAUCUGCAUGACAAGACAUUAUGUAAGUGAAAUAUCAGUGACUAAUUGACUUGUAUUCUCCACUUGUAUUUGAAAAUGUGGCUGCAGCUGUACAGUCGCCCACAGGGCGUAAGUAGAUACGUGUCAACCAUUUUUUCAUGCAGCUAUCAGGACCAUUUUAUCAAGCCCUUAUGGUGCCUCUAGUGUGCCGCCUUCAGUAAAGGUACAAGUAUAAUAUUGCUUUGAGACUGAAUAUUUUACCCUGAAGAACUGAGAUGCAUUCUGUCUGUAAGAUGUGUCACCACUGUUGUACAUGGAUGCAUUUAUGGAUUUGAUGUCACGUAUUAAACAUGCUCUAACAAACAUAAUAAAGACUAACCAGUAUUUCAUUUGAACAGGCUUUAUGCAUUAUGACAUCUUCACCUGUAAUAAAACAAGUCUAAUGUCGCAGAAGAAAAUGCAUCGCAGGGCUUCUGCUAACCUGUGCUCAUAACUUUAUAGCUGAUGCAGUUCGCUGAUGACCGUGUGGCUGUAGCCUGAUAGUCAGAUGAGAGAUGUUUGAAACUAGUCAUGUGGGUGUUCGCUACUAUCCGCGGUAGGUCUUGGAACAUAUCCCCCGCGGAUACAGGGGCCGUACUGUAUUAUGUUCAUCACAGAACAGUAGCCUGGGCGAGACUCUUUCAGAACCAGACCAUUUAUAAGCCAGUGAUAAUAAAGUGCAUAAACAUGUAACAUAUAUGGAAAUUAAGAAUACUCUAGCAACAAAUGCACUCAUUCGCAAAGGUUAUUUUUGUAUUUCCCAUUCAAUUUGUCAUACCCUUCUGUGGACUGUAUUUCAUCUGUCGCAACCAACCACACUCUCCACAUCCGUAAUUUCACAACCACAUUUCCUGCCCCCCCUUACUAAGCGGUCCAUGACAUACAUUCCUCGGUCCGUUCAGACUAUUUGUGUGUUGGGAAAUAAAAUCAAUGAUCCACUAAUUAAAAGUCUGUGAAUUAGAUGAAAUAAACAUUUUCAUAAAUGUA